Messenger RNA from Aspergillus pseudotamarii, 975 nucleotides. RefSeq names its product amidohydrolase family protein. NCBI's taxonomy places the organism in Eukaryota, Fungi, Ascomycota, Eurotiomycetes, Eurotiales, Aspergillaceae. Bases 1 to 975 code for a protein of 324 amino acids. Gene Ontology annotation, biological process: secondary metabolic process. The transcript is spliced from 2 exons. Gene Ontology annotation, molecular function: carboxy-lyase activity; hydrolase activity. The record is from RefSeq and is a predicted model, not a curated record. Gene Ontology annotation, cellular component: cytosol; cytoplasm.
AUGGAACGAAUUGACACCCACUGCCACAUUGUUCCAAGCGGAUGGAGGAAGUGGUGUGACAAGCAUGGUUGGGAUAAACCGGACGGAAUGCCCGGAAUUCCUGAAUGGUCUCCCCAGGCUCAUAUUGCGCUGAUGGAUAAGCUAAAUAUCAAGCGGUCCAUACUAAGCAUUACAUCGCCAGGAACGCAUCUGAAGGUAGGGGAUUUUCAUCUCGCGAGACAGGUGACCAGAGAGACGAACAAUGAAAUUGCAGAGGCGCAUCGCAGAUUUCCAGAUAAAUUCAGCUUCUUCGCAUCUCUUCCCCUCCCAGAUGUGGAUGGCUCUGUCCAGGAAAUUGAUCGAGUGCGUGAUAUGGAGGGCUGUUGCGGGUUUACCAUGAUGACGAACGCAGAGGGAUACUACCUCGGUGACGAGAUAUACAGGCCUGUAUUCGAGAAGCUGAACGAGAGACCUACUGUCAUCUUCAUACACCCAACUCAAUGUUGCUCUAAGGACCUUACUGCCGCCGACAAGCCAUUGGCGCAAUACCCCACGCCUAUGAUCGAAUAUUACUUCGACACUACUCGUGCGGUUGUCAAUCUUCUCUUAACACAAACGGUUCCUAAAUAUCCAAACCUGACCUUCCUCGUCUCUCAUUGCGGUGCUACCCUGCCACCCCUGGUGGAACGGGUCGCGGCAUUCUCGACUGGCUUUCUGGAAGGGGAUACCAAGCUUUCCAGCACAGACAUCAAGGAACUUCUCAGGACACGUUUUUACUUUGACCUGGCUGGCUUUCCGUUCCCGGAUCUCAUUCAUGGGUAUCUCCGAAUCGGAGAUGCAAGCCGAUUGCUAUACGGCAGUGACUAUCCAUACACGCCAGGAACGGUAGUAGAAAGUCUCAGUAAGGUGAUGGAUAAGAAUGUCGCGGAGCUGUUCAAGCAGGAUACUGUCGAAUCUAUAUAUUCCGGCAACGCAAAGCGACUUUUUGGUUUCUAA